AUGUUCACCCCGCAGAAGUCUAGUCGUCUUCUGUCUGCUUUCGACCCCGUCGCGGGUCGCUGGACGGCCUUACCUCUACGCCAGCAUACCGUGUCCAUCCGAAGGCCUUCUCCUCGCCCAGCACACAGUCGUACCGUCCGCGAGCAGCUCUCUAUCACAUCCUGCAACAUCCACGCCGUACCCUUCAAGCGCGUCGAGCGCUCCCAGCUCAUCCUCGACCGUAUUCUUGGACACAAGUCCUCCGACAUCAUCUUCCUCCAAGAAGUCGCGUCGGACGUUCGGCAGUGUGUGCUCGACGACCCCAGAGUGCGCUUGCGCUUCCUGACGUCCGAUGCGGAGGAUGACACAGCUUUCCAGGGCGUACCGUUCGCGACGAUGACGCUGCUCUCCAGUGAGCGUUUCGCCUCUCCGUUGCUCGCCGAGAAGAAGGACGUGAGCGACAGCAAGGGAGAGAGAGAAGGAGAGGGCAAGGUGAUGCUCCACAGCACCUUCCGCAUGACGCUGCCUAGCGGGUACGAGAGGGACGCGCUCUGCGUCAACUUCGACGACCCAGCCACGCCCGGCCAUGUUCUGCGCCUCCUCAACGUCCAUCUGGACUCCCUCGACUCGUCCUUCAGGCGUGCCUUCGAGGUACACCUGCUCGAUCGUCUCCUCCGCGAGGGCGGAUGCCGCGGCGGCAUUAUCGCAGGGGACUUCAACGCCAUCGACCCCACGAUGAUACGCUCGUCGAGAGUCACGGGCUAGUCGACGCCUGGGUCAAGCUACACGGGCGGACGACGGGGGCUACAUGGGGCGUGGGCGUCGAGCUCGAGAACGGACGUAGACCGCGGAGGUUGGAUAAGGUCGUUAUGCUGGGCCUGGAGCCUGUCGAUAUCGAAGUCCUUCAGCCCGGUCGCCUCAACGCCGGUACGCCCUGGAGCGACCACUGCGGGCUACGCUGCACCUUUACGGUCUGAUCUGACGUCGAUGGUCGGACCGAGAAGGGCUAUACCCUCAUGUCGCUCUGUUGGCUCGUUGUUCGUAUCGGCGACCGCUAAACGUAUGUCUGUAUGGAGAUUAUCUCUCUUCUGCGUCGACACCUUUGGCAGGUAUGCAGCAGUCAAAGAUGGCGAGAGGCAUCUACAGCGACACCUGGGACAGCUUACUAUCAAUACCUUCGCAGCUUGCCACUUUGAUGUCUCAUCUACCGGCACUCGAAGUUUUCGGAGGCUUGUAACCAGCGUGUGAACGUCACUUGAAGCACAAUCCUGAAACACAUGACGAAGCUCAAUUGAAUGGCCACAAAACGUAUCUCUCUCGGUCCGAGGCAUGAGCGGCGUUCGGUAGUCCGUGCUACCAUCACCGUAGGUGCCGACAUUCCAGUGCUUCGGGGCCACCGCCGGUUGGAGGGCGAAAAUGUAGUCUCGCCAUCACUCAAUAGCUAUAUAAACUCAGCAUCCCGGAGGCCAGAUCUGC
Molecule: messenger RNA, 1455 nt
Organism: Dichomitus squalens LYAD-421 SS1
Lineage: Eukaryota; Fungi; Basidiomycota; Agaricomycetes; Polyporales; Polyporaceae
Exons: 3
Coding region: 1-744 (247 amino acids)
Source: RefSeq, a predicted model, not a curated record